AUGGCGCAGGCGUCGCAUCCGACCUUCAUCAACCUCCCGCCUCCGAGCUCUCGACCAGACACUCCGUCUGAGGUGCCUGGAACGCCCACCAGCACCACCACCUCUCUCUCCGCGCUCUCCACCACUGCUAUCAAGGACGGCCAUCGCGGCCACUUCCCGCCGGGGUCCUUCAGUCGCGGCCACCAGCACAACCCCUCUACCACCAGCCUCGAGGCUGAGCGCGCCGAUCGCAUAUCCCGUCUCGCCGGCCUCGAACGUGUCUCGACUCUCCGCGCGCCGCCUCCUGGGUCCGCCCCCGGUGCCGCCUCAUCCAUCUCUCCCCAGACCACCCCGACUUCUACGACAGGCUUCCCGACCAAUUUCCCGCCCAACUUCCCCGCGACCCAGCACUUGACGCCCGCCUACUUCGACAGCAAUGGCCAGCCCGUUGCCGUCACAAAGAUGAGCACCGUUGGUACGGCCAGCGCAACCGAGAGCCACAUUGACGACGGCGACGACGGGCGCACUACCGCGGGCGAGCGAGAUGAGGACAUGCUUAGCACCGGCACCAAUUACCGCGAGGCUGAUUCCAUCGCCAGCAUGGGCGCAUAUCCCGAUGACCGCAUGGAUGAGGAUCUCGACGGCAUAGCUACCCGCUCUAUCGGAGGCUAUGACGAUCGCAUGAGCGACGACGGCUCUGCCUCCCUGGUCGGCUUCGGCGAGGGCGCCGGCAGCACCGUCUCCGGCCCCAUCUACCACCGCCGGCCGGCGCCUGGCUCCGCCACUGCGCAACAUAUCUGGGGUCUCGAGCGUACAAAUUCGGGCAUGAGUGAUGCGCGACGCGAACGGGAUAUCCAGAUGGGUGACAAUGCGCCUGUGAGUGCCUCGGUCCUGCAGGAGCGCCGAGAUGCGCGCAUGGUAGAUGGAGUAGCAACGGAUCCGACGUAUCAGGGGCAUCCCUACGAACACGACUCAUUCGUUGACACCACCUUCCGCGGGCCUGUGUCAGCUGCACAGUCACAAUCUCUGCCCGGCGGAGGCCAAGACACGGCCGAGAGAAUCAUACAAAGACUAGACAGCGGCGAGACGAGGGCGGGAUCCUCUGCCGGUCUGGUAGGGCCUGGUAGGAGCGGUGAACCUCUGGGAAAAUUCUACUUCGAAGGCGAAAGACGAGACAACUAA
Messenger RNA from Ilyonectria robusta, 1161 nucleotides. RefSeq lists its product as uncharacterized. The record is from RefSeq and is a predicted model, not a curated record. The coding region runs from base 1 to 1161 and encodes 386 amino acids. The transcript is spliced from 2 exons. Lineage: Eukaryota; Fungi; Ascomycota; Sordariomycetes; Hypocreales; Nectriaceae.